ACAUGUGAAACACAGAGCACAUAAGUUUUGUUUUCAGUUGUAGCAGCCAAGAAGAAGAAUGACUCUUAAGAGAUGAGUUCUAGACACAGCAAAAUUGCUUCAAAAGCACUCGGACUCAGAAACAAGAUGCUACUUCUUAUCUUUAUGCUGUUGUUUUCAGCGGAAGCAGGUUUCAACACUCAGUGCUGUGACGAUCUCAAGCCCUGUGAAGAUAUCAAUCACUGCACAAGUGGGCACCAGAUACCGGCAAAGAAAACUACAGAAGAUUGCGAAGGCCUUUGUGGUUUAGAGUGCUAUAAAAAGACAACAGACGACGACGAUCCUCUCCUUUGUACCUGGAAGUCAGACACAGCCUCUCCCGAGGCUCAGUACACUCUCCACUACUGUGCUCAAGGUAAACACUGCCUUUCCUUUGAUGCUGGGACCUCCACUUACUGCUGUAUUAAACGAAUUGACUUGCGGAUGAGACUCAACAUGACGUUCUGGGUUCAAGCGAGAGCAACCAAUACAAACAUCACAUCCAGGAAUAUUACUGUUAAUCUCACAAAAGCUGUGAAGCCUGACCCUCCGAAGGAUUUGAAAAUGAAUAAAUCUUCUGGAAACCUUCAUCUGUCAUGGAAGAAAGCAGCUAAAGAAAUCGAGGGCUCCCUCAAUGAGAUUCACAUCAGAAGAUUGAAUGACUCCCACUGGCACAAUGUAACAUGUGAAACAGCCUCAGGAAAAGAGACUCCAGAGCAGUGCAGUGUGCAGGUGGACAGUCAGCCAGCCUACAAGCUUCAAAUUCGGACGAUACUCAAGAAACAUACAGAGCUGUGGGGUUUCUGGAGUGAAUGGAGCAAAAUUGUGUUUGUUCCUGCUGAAAUUCAAGAGCCUCCACAGUUGCAGUUUGUGUUAAGGAAACUGGAAUCCAGUGGCACCCGAUCAUUGAAUCUAAAAUGGACGGCUCCUCACAAUGCUAUGGAUUCUCUAGGGAAGAUGAAGUAUAUCCUAACCAUCAGUAUGUUGCCUAAAGAAUGCAGAACACCUCUGAAAUUAAAAAUAAACACAACAGAACAUACCAUGAACAUCUUUAAUGCAGGAUACAGAGUGUCGCUGGUUGCGUUCAACAAAGUCGGACAAUCCCCAAAGCAAACUGUUUUCAUCUCCCCUGAUCACACAGAAGUGUGUCGCGCGAAUCUCACCAUGGUGAUAGACAGGAUCCGGCAGGAACAGCAUUGCAAGAAAAUAUGCGUUCAGUGCCAAGAUGUGCUGGAAACGCAGCCAUCGGGAUCCUGUGGCACUUACACUGGUAAUAAAAGACACAUCAUGAAAGAGAUCUUCGGUAAUAUGAAGAAUCUCACACGAUACCGAAUCACAGUUCAUUGUUUAAAGAAGCUUAAAACUCGAACAUAUGAAGUGUAUUUAACAGAAGGAACUCCCAAGAGUGGCCCGAGGAACAUUUCCGUGCAGGCAACUCAUAAUUCAGUCCUGGUCACAUGGCACCCAAUUCCGAUUGAUGCCUGCCAGGGGUUUCUGCUAAAAUACCGCCUCUAUUAUUCUGCUGGGAAUGAGAGGAACCAAACACAAGUUGCUGAAGUAGAUGGGGAGAUGACAGAGUAUGAAAUCAAGAACCUGUCUUCAAAUACUGUGUACAAGCUGGAGAUAGCAGGGACCACCGCUCAGGGGGAGGGAGUGCGUAGCACCAGACACUUUCAAACAUUGCACAGAGUUGUAGGAAGCAUCUUGCAGUGGACUAUAGCAGCAAUCAGUGUCUGCACACUGUCUCUCACAGGAGUCCUGGCCAUCAAAAGAAUAAAGAAAGUAUUGUUGUCUGCAAUACCCAGUCCAGAAUGCAGUUCUGCAAUGAACUUCCCUGCACAGGCUCCUAUCCCUCUACAAGCACUGAAAUGUGAAGAAGAGGAUGAAGUGAAGGUGCUGGUAGUGCUGGAGAGAAGCGCUGGACCCCCCCCUGCCGAGGACACAGCCCUGACGAGGGCUGAGGAGAGCGGGGACAGCGACCACACAGACUCCUCGUCAGAGAGCGGGAGCCUGGCCGGCUUUGAAAGCAACUUCAAUCCACAUUAUAAAACACAGGUGCUGACCCACCCUGAACUGGAGGGGGACGAUUCACAUGAUGAAGCCCAUUUAUAGAAACAGACAAAAAACACUGAGUGUGGAGCAGCCUAAGGGCUAUGUUAAACAAGGCAAUAUUGUCAAUCACAGCUGACAAUAAUAGAUAGUACACACAUUGCCUAGCGUAAAUAUACACUGGCAACCUUGCCAAAGAAGAUCUGACUCAUGGGUCUCAAAGUCUCUCCUGGUAAAGGCACGACCGCGUGGUGUGCAGGGUGAGUCGUACAGUCAGAGCAGUGGUGUUUAUUGCUGUGUGAAGCUGCUGUUCUUCGCUGGGGAUUCCACAGAAAGCUCUGGCAAUCCAGUAAGAUCGUCAGGGACUGUCUCCAAAUUGCUGGCCAAUGCCUGGUGAGCUCAAUCAGACACCUGCAGGACUGUCCUCCAGCGGCCGGCAGCUCACAUCCGCUGUGGAGCUCCUGGGUGUAAAGAGGUGAUUGGCUUGGGGAUCGGAGGAUGCCCACUGACCUUCAGUUCUCCUGGUGUUGUCGGGAGUUCCUGCUGUGAGGGGCUAAAUUGACUUCUAAAUUGGGGUGAAAACUAGAGAGGCAAUUCCAAGAUGUUAUUGUAUUUUUCAAGGUUAACAGAUGUUAUGGAGACUGUACACAUAUAGAAUAUUUCCAUAUUGACAUGUCACACAAUUCUUAACAGCUUGGCAUAUAUAUAUAUAUAUAUAUAUAUAUAUAUAUAUAUAUAUAUAUAUAUAUAUAUAUAUAUAUACGUGCAUAUAUUUGUGUGUCUUUGUUACUGUAAAUGUGUGUAGGCUUUCUCAGCUGUUUCUUGCACUUUUAUCAAUACAGUAGACCAGAGCUGUCCGACUUCUCUAGCUCUCUAGCUUCUCUAGCUAGUUCUAAAAAUAUCACACACAAAGAAAAAGGGUAGUUUACUGAGAAAAUGUAACAGCAACUAUACUCGGACACUACUGCGGUAGCUUUCUGCUCACAAGACAUUUUCAAUGCGUUUCCUCCAUUCUUAAUUCACCCCUAUUUUUUUAAAGUAGAAAAUCAUGUUAGUGUGACAAAAUGAAAAGCUUGAAAUAUGUCAUGUAAGUUAUCUGGUUCUUGUUUUGUAAAAUGUACCUCUUUCAAAAAAUAGGAGUUAAAUGAAGACUCGAGUAAACUUUGAAAAUUG
Molecule: messenger RNA, 3240 nt
Organism: Acipenser ruthenus (sterlet)
Lineage: Eukaryota; Metazoa; Chordata; Actinopteri; Acipenseriformes; Acipenseridae
Product: interleukin-12 receptor subunit beta-1
Exons: 16
Coding region: 73-2130 (685 amino acids)
Biological process (GO): cytokine-mediated signaling pathway
Cellular component (GO): signaling receptor complex; external side of plasma membrane
Molecular function (GO): cytokine binding; cytokine receptor activity
Source: RefSeq, a predicted model, not a curated record